Oncorhynchus gorbuscha (pink salmon) is the source of this 770-nucleotide messenger RNA. RefSeq names its product troponin I, fast skeletal muscle-like. Gene Ontology annotation, biological process: muscle contraction. The coding region runs from base 1 to 495 and encodes 164 amino acids. The transcript is spliced from 6 exons. Gene Ontology annotation, cellular component: troponin complex. The record is from RefSeq and is a predicted model, not a curated record. Lineage: Eukaryota; Metazoa; Chordata; Actinopteri; Salmoniformes; Salmonidae.
AUGUCUGAGAAAAUAAUGGCAUUGAGUCACAAGCAUCAUCUGAAGAGCUUGAUGCUCCAGAUUGCUAAGGGCUUGCUAGAUGCAGAGGCCAUAGAGGCAGUGGAAGAUACUUUUUUUUACAUGGAUGAGAACUGCGCUACAUUUGACAUGCCUGGGUCAUUGGCAGAACUGCAGGAACUGUGCAAGACAAUUCAUCACCAGAUUGAUAAAGUAGAUGAGGAGAGAUACGACCUGGCAGGCAAAGGAGGCAAGUGUGACAAAGAGAUUGAGGAUUUGAGGAUUAAAGUGAUUGAGUUCCAAGGAUUGUCUGCUGACUCCAUGCUCCAGGCACUGCUGGGCUCCAAGCACAAGGUGUCUAUGCAUUUCAGAGCCAACCUGAAAGAAGUGAAGAAGGAAGUCAAAGAGGAGGACAAAGAUGCAGUUGGUGACUGGCGUAAGAACAUUGAUGACAAGGCAGGCAUGGACGGCAGAAAGAAGAUGUUUGAGGCCGCAUAAUAUCUGUGGCACGACUCAGUCCCAUUUCACUUGCCUUUCUCUAUGUCCUAAUAAUAAGUCAGUUGUUGUCAGCCAUGGCUGCAUUUUGUAUUUAGAUGUUAGAUAUAUAAAGUAGUUUUGUGGUUAAGUCAGAUAUGGAUUUGUAUGACCAUGUUGUCGACUGAGAUCAUUUCCCUUUUCACAGCAACUUGAACAUAUUUUGAAGAACACUUGCUGUAUGAAGAAAUGUACUUAAGUAUAUAUGACUGAAUAUUAAAUAAAUAUUUGAACCUUUA